Messenger RNA from Linum tenue, 1512 nucleotides. NCBI's taxonomy places the organism in Eukaryota, Viridiplantae, Streptophyta, Magnoliopsida, Malpighiales, Linaceae. The record is from the annotation of a GenBank genome assembly.
AAAUUCCCCGCUAAGCAUUUCUCUGCAAUUUGUUAAACUGACAAUUUCCCUUUUCCUUUUUCCAUCGUCGCUCUCUCCAUUCCAUUUCUCCUCCGCUUCCCUCUCCGCAUCCAGCGCAGCCCCGCCGGCGUCUCUCUGCUGUUUUUCAGUUCUCGGUUCAGCUCCUAUCCGGAUCGCCGUGCUAAGCUUUCCGGACUCCAAUUCGUCCUGCGGCGAGAUCUUCUUCCAUCGUGCGCGCCAUUACUUCCUGGUCCGCCGUCCGGAAUUGUCGAGUGAACGUGACGAGUUUCUGAGUUUGUCCUGCGGUUGCCACCAUGGUUUCCUUUGAGAUGAACGAUCGCAAAAAAAUUGGGCUAGGAUUGACAGGAUUUGGCAUCUUUUUCUCCAUUCUGGGAAUCAUCUUCUUCUUUGACAAGGGACUACUUGCCAUGGGGAAUAUCCUCUUCAUCUCAGGAGUGAGUCUCACUAUUGGACCGAAGUCGACCAUGCAGUUUUUCAUGAAACGACAAAACUACAAGGGGACUAUCUCAUUCGGUGCUGGUUUCUUCUUUGUCGUGAUAGGAUGGCCCAUCAUUGGUAUGAUUUUGGAGACAUAUGGGUUUGUUGUGCUCUUCAGUGGCUUCUGGCCAACACUUGCAGUUUUCUUGCAGAGGAUACCAAUUCUUGGUUGGGUAAUCCAACAACCAGCAAUCAGAUCGUUCUUCGACCGAUACAGGGGCAGAAGAGUACCUGUCUAAAUCCUCAAUCAUUCAGCUUGAUACAAGACUCGCAUUGGGGUUCUCAGGUAAAUGAAAUGUAAUUGUGGUGACUCCUGAUUCGUAUUGUUCUUCGUAUUGGUGCUUGUGGUGGUAACUCACGAAACGAAUUUUGUUGGGGGGUAACUCAGUCAGUUAGGAUUCAGAAUAGAUUCAUAUGUGUACGUCCUUGUAAAAAUAGAGUCAGCUACCAAGAACGCUUGUGUUCCCUUUGUUCUUUUAUUUCGGUGUUGUUUUUUAAGUUCUUCUACAGCAGAACAGAGCAUAUUGUCCAUUGACUUAUUCCUUUUGUUUCCCCUCCCUUUGCUCUUCAUUGCAUCUUACGGUACAUAUGGCACUGGAAUCACGAGCAGAGGGUGCUUUCUCCCAAUCGUCGCCCCAAACGUCUCCGUCAUGUCGAGGCUCUCCGGACUCGUAUCUCCGGGGAGUCUCCAGCCGAAAUGGAACAGCAGAUUCGCCAGGGUAAGCUUCACGACCUCGGUCGCGAAACCGUGUCCGGGACACAUCCUCCUUCCAGCACCGAACGGGAUAACUGGAAAUCGCUCCCCUUGUAGUCGGUGGAGCUAUCGACAAAUCUCUCGGGGAAAAACUUCUCCGGUUCGAGCCAGUAGAGAGGAUCUCGACAGAUUGCCCAUACGUUCACGAUGACUAUGGUCUUUGUGGGGAUCUCGUACCCACAGAGUUGUGCCCUCUCCCUGCUCUCUCGUGGAACGAGGAAAGGAGCCGGAGGGUGCAAUCUCAGACUCUCUUUUAUGAC